AGUCACUUAAAUGGCCGCAGGUUACUUGUUUUUCAGCCAUCCCAUUCCAUCCCCUUGAGUAAACAUGCUCCCCUGCAUAAUAGUUUUAUAAUGAAGCCAGGCUCCCCAGACUGAUAACAUUUACAGUUGUUUCCGUGCUCCUCUGGGUCAAUACCACUUCCACACAGAUAACACACAGUGUCAUCGGGGAUUUUGCAUGUUUUGCCCAAGAAUCGUUUGCAUAAGUGGAAACACGAUUCCCUUGUAAAGACGCCACCUGCUACAGCAUAUCUGUGUUGACACUGUAUAGAGCAGCAGGUUGGUUGUUGUGCUCCACUGACCAUUCAAAACAUGAAUAUCACUUCCUCAGACUGCUGCGCCUUCGAGGCUCCCAUGCUCGACCAAGUUUUGCCGCCAAUACUGAUCUUGGAGUUCAUGUUCGGACUGAUGGGAAACAUCGUCGCCCUGUGGAUGUUUGCCUUUCACAUGGACACGUGGAAGCCCAACUCCGUGUACCUCGCUCACCUGGCUGUCGCCGACUCCAUCGUGAUGUUCUGCCUACCUUUCAGGGCCGACUACUACAGGCGCGGGAAGAACUGGCUGCACGGUGACGUCCCGUGUCGUAUCCUGCUUUUUCUGCUGGCGGCCAACCGCGCCGCAGGGAUCUUUUUCCUCACCGCCGUGGCUGUUGACCGCUACUUAAAGAUUGUCCACCCGCUGAACCGGAUCAACCGAAUGGGUAUCCGCUACGCUCUCUGGGUCUCCCUUGGUCUCUGGGUUCUGAUUUUUCUUGCCACUGGAUAUCUUCUUGCCAGCGAGCACUUCUAUUACAGUAACAACAACACACAGUGUGAGAGUUUCAACAUCUGCAUGGGCGUAAGUCCUCUCUUCACUUGGCACAAUACUUUCUACAUGACCCAGUUUUUCCUGCCCUCUGCAAUUGUCGCUUUCUGCACCUUCAGAAUCACGUGGCAGCUGAGAAACCGGACCGUGGACAAACAGGGGAAAAUCAAACGGGCCGUUCAGUUUGUCUUGGCUGUGGCUUUGAUUUUUAUUAUCUGCUUCUUACCCAGCACUAUGUCACGCGUAGCUGUCUUGAUCCUCAAGGUAUGGUAUAACGAAUGCAUAUACUUCCAAGAGGCCAACUUUGCAUUCUACACUACAGUGUGUUUCACCUACUUCAACAGCGUCCUCAACCCUCUUGUCUAUUAUUUCUCGAGCCCUGCCUUCACUGGCACUUUCGACAAGCUCCUGAAUAAGCUGCUGCGAAGGAGCGGCAACAAAGCUCAGACGAAUUCACCUGAGAGUGACAUUUCCACCAUUGAUGGGAGAAAGGAUUGAAGCCAGGUGCUAUUGUGUUCCCUUUCUAACAUUGCAGGGAUACUCAAAUGAAUGCAUAGUGCAUGUUAGAGGCCUGGCUACUGAUAGAAUUACUAUUAUCCUAGUUUAUAACAAAAAGUAAAAUGUAGGAUAGACAUUUUGCUGUGAUUUUGAAUAUCAAAAGUACCCACCUAAAAGGAGUUUAGUGCUGUGUAUUUGUAUUACAGAAACCCCUGUGAGGGUAAUCAUAAACAAUUGACUGGAGAUAAAAACAUCUUAAAUUGCAAGGUGACCAUGUCAAAUAUGCACUGCAAAUGCUUGUUGAAUAUGUGAUGUUUUGUGUGUGUAUAUGCGGUAACGCUGUAGUUGAAGGUAUCUACAUAAGAGUGACAUGACACU
This is a messenger RNA of Perca flavescens (yellow perch), 1698 nucleotides long. It is a transcript of the gene hcar1-2, whose product is annotated as hydroxycarboxylic acid receptor 1-2. The transcript has a single exon. The record is from RefSeq and is a predicted model, not a curated record. Gene Ontology annotation, cellular component: membrane. Gene Ontology annotation, biological process: G protein-coupled receptor signaling pathway. Lineage: Eukaryota; Metazoa; Chordata; Actinopteri; Perciformes; Percidae. Gene Ontology annotation, molecular function: G protein-coupled receptor activity. Bases 331 to 1320 code for a protein of 329 amino acids.